Caenorhabditis elegans is the source of this 823-nucleotide messenger RNA. RefSeq names its product C-type lectin domain-containing protein (gene clec-216). Lineage: Eukaryota; Metazoa; Nematoda; Chromadorea; Rhabditida; Rhabditidae. Bases 1 to 792 code for a protein of 263 amino acids. The record is from RefSeq and is marked reviewed. The transcript has 4 exons.
AUGAGCUCCAAUCUGUUCAUUCUACUCCUUCUCGGAGGCUGCUUCUACAAUUUUUUUUAUACGAGAAGAACACAUGUGCACGAUGAAGAGAGCAGCAGUGAUGAGGAUGACUAUGAUAAUUUCUUCAAAGAAGAAAACAGCGAAGAAACUCACCUGAGACGUUUCUCAGAUACUGGUCCCGUGAAUUUUAAUGUGUUUGAGGAUGUGCCGGACGCAACAAAUAAAUCUAUUGCUGAAUACGAAAAGAUUGAACCCGACGAAAUUUGCAUGCUCCAAUACGGAAAGUGCCCACAAGGAAACUGGAGAAUGUUCAGAAGACAAAACGAAACGGUUUGCUUGAAAGUCAUGAAUGGGUGUCAUUAUGGUACACCAUUGAGAAAAAAUGCAGCUGAAAAAUAUUGUCGAGAGGAAGCAGACGGACGUCUCAUGGCAAUAUCCAGCCAUGAAGAACGGGAGUGGUUGCACACGCUCGGUAUUAUAUUUCACAACGAUGCACCCUUGCUUAUUGCUGGACACCGCAAUCGAGAAUGCAAAUUAAAUCCAAAUCAGAAUCAAGAAUUGUGUAGCAAUAGAACAACGAAAUACCUCGAAGCUGAUGGAACAAAUAAUUACACAUAUCUUUAUUCAUUUGAUAAUUGGCUCGAGGCUGCUGAUGAUGAUUGCGUUGGCUAUCGUCAAACCGAUAUUUCUGUGAAAAGUUUGCUGAUAUCCAGCAAACUAUGCGAUCCAAUACCGGGAGUCAUUCCAAUACAGAUAUAUUCUUGGCUUUGUGGAGUCACGGUCAUGAAAUAAUUUAUUCUUGUUUUGAUAAACUGUUUAAUUA